Messenger RNA from Aspergillus candidus, 1191 nucleotides. RefSeq names its product putative histone h1.3. The coding region runs from base 253 to 963 and encodes 236 amino acids. The record is from RefSeq and is a predicted model, not a curated record. The transcript is spliced from 3 exons. NCBI's taxonomy places the organism in Eukaryota, Fungi, Ascomycota, Eurotiomycetes, Eurotiales, Aspergillaceae.
CUGAGGAAGACACUUCACUUUUGCUUCACCUGUCCUUUCACUCACUUUCCCUGCCGCUGGACUUAUAAUCACCUGUUUCAUAAUUCCCCUUCUCAGCUGGGUUUCUCUUUCCUUCUCUUCACAUCUCCGUUCCUCACUUCACAUCUUCACCUCUCUACUACCAUCCAUCUCUCUCCACAAAGUUCUCUUCUUCCCCUGUACUUCCCUAUCAUACCCUUCAUUCAGUCAAGCCGCUUUCCCAAAUACGAACCCAUGGCGACCAAAGGAAAACCCGAAGGCCUCGUGGGUCUCUCAGUGGCGGAGGCGAAAGUCCUCCUCCUGGGUAUACUGUGCACCGACAAGACUGGCAAGCUGGACGGUGACAGGCUGGCCGCGAAAGGCAACUACAAGAACGGCGCCUCAGCCAAAACUAUGUACCGCGUCGCUAGGAAGGCUCUCUUCGAGAAAAAUCCCGGAGAAGACUCCUUGUCGCCCACUGCUGCAGACGCCGCUGCUCCCGCCGAUGACACCGCAGCCCCUGCGCUUACUCCCAAAAAGACCCCAACCAAGCGCCGCAAGAAGGAAGUCGCAGCUGCGGAGACAGAUCCGAGCGGCGGCACGGAGGAUGAAGUCGUGACUCCCAAACCCAAACGCCAGAGAAAGACCCCCGCGAAGAAGGCAGGGGCUUCCACUCCUGCGCCCAACAUUGAAACUGGCAACACCGGAGUCCCAUCGAUGACCAGCAAUCCUCACAAAGGCAUCAAAGUCGAAGGCGAAACAAGCGCCCUGACAUCUUCCCGUCCGACCCUGAAAUGCGAAGACAGCGACUCCACGACCACCAGUGAGCUGAUCGUCAAGGGCGCGCUGGAUGACGGCGACGCGAUCAUGACCAACGCCGAACUGGAUGCAGAGCUCAAUCAUCUGGGUGACGAUGCCCGCGCUGCCAUCAAGAUGGAGGAUGUCGAGCAUGAAGUGGAUCUCUAGUUUUUGCCGCCCUUCUUUCUUUCUUUCUUUUGUUUUUCUUACAGGGGACUAGUCUGAACUGCUUCAAAGGCUACGACCUGGUGGACCAUGGCCAUUCAAGGCGGGUUUGCGCUUUUUUUAAUGCAGAAUGAAGAGUGGAGACAGGUGAUAGAGGAGUGGGUAGGAAUGCGGUUAUCGCUGGCGUUUACAGUUUCAGUUCAGUUUUCGAGGAGCAAGCGCAAGAGCAAG